This is a messenger RNA of Ilyonectria robusta, 1246 nucleotides long. RefSeq names its product Alpha/Beta hydrolase protein. Lineage: Eukaryota; Fungi; Ascomycota; Sordariomycetes; Hypocreales; Nectriaceae. The coding region runs from base 91 to 1122 and encodes 343 amino acids. Gene Ontology annotation, molecular function: catalytic activity. The transcript has a single exon. The record is from RefSeq and is a predicted model, not a curated record.
ACACGAUCAAACAUUGGGACCGCUCCUUUGCAUUCCCCUGAUCUCUCUCUCAUCGAUUAUCUUGGCACCUGCCAUACAGUCGAUUCUAAAAUGGACUUUUUAGUUCAGAAACAGCUCAUCAACUCGCGGUCACUCCAAUAUGCCUACUACGCCAGCGCACCGAGUAAUGAGACCGCUGCUUUCGAUCAACCUGCUUUACUACUCCUCCAUGGCUUUCCAGAAACUUCGGGGACAUGGGCAGCCCUCAUUCCAUACCUCUUGACCCUUGGCCUUCGUAUUCUGGUACCGGACCUUCUCGGUUACGGUGGCACCUCUAAGCCCUGGGACGUGUCCUCAUUCAGUGUCGACGCCAUGACGAGCGAUCUUGCCGAAAUCUUGACUUUCGAAAACGUCUCGAGGGUCAUACCCAUCGGCCACGAUUGGGGAUCCUACCUCGCUCAUAGGUACUAUCUGUACUACCCGGAACAAGUCGAUGCCGUCGUCUUGUCUGGUUACUACUACCAACCACCGAUCCGUGAGCCUAUCAAUAUUACCCAGAUCGCAGAGGAGCGGGAAGAGCUCGUUGGAUUCCCUCUCGGCUGGUACUACGCCUUCCUCGCCAGCUCAGAGGCAGCACCACUCAUCUCGGGUCAUAUAGAGAGCUUCAUAUCUGCGGGCUACGGCGAUGCCGGGGCUAUGAAGGAGACAUUCGGCUACAAGGAUUCGCUUCGCAAUUGGCUGCUUGGGGAUAAGAGGCGCACACUGUUGGAAUUUACUACUCGCGACCCUAACAUGCUGAAGACUGUGGAGGAAGCCUUCGGGGGCGAUGGACUCGUGUCCCCUCUCAUGUGGUACCAGGCGUAUGUGAAUGGCACACAAUACGAAGCUGAGAAGAAACUUCCAGCGGCCGCAGACAAGGUUGAAGUACCCUUGUUGCAUAUUUCCGGGAGAAAUGAUCCUCUGGGUCCGGCAGCGUUAUAUGAGACACAGGAGGCCAAGACUGCGGUUCCGGAUUUGACCAAUGUCGAGCUUGAUUCGAUUCAUUUUAUGCCGGUUGACAAGCCAAUGGAAAUGGCCGAGACAAUCAUCAAGUGGCUUGAGUCAAAGAAUUUGACAUCUGCUCGGGGGACCAAAGGGAAUUGAGGCUGAGGUUGGAACCAAAAAGUAUUCAAUUCGGAAGAGAAUGAUCAUUGAAGCCAAUUAAGGGGGCAGAUUUAGAAGAAAGUGGUUCGUGGUAUUGUCUACUUGUGGUUGGGCUUAUAGCAGC